UCCCUCCGCCUUCCCUCCCACUCCACUGGGCCGCGAGGAAGUCGCAAGAUGGCUGAUGUCGCUUGGAAGUAAUGUUCCCCUCUGCAACAUGAAGCCGUGAGUGUGGAAGAAAGCGAGGGAGGCACCAUCGGGCUUUUAUUUUUAUUUUCUUUUAGUUACUUUUCUUUUAUUUCGUCAAACAUCCAUCUCAUUCCGCGUCGUGUCCGCCCCGGACUUGUCUUCGGGAGUUGACGCGUCAAAUCACGCCGGGGACCCUGCCAGCAGCAGCUAACGGCUAGCCUCACCGUUAGCAAAUAUCAGUACAGCUCGUCAGUCAGCCAGUCACACAGCUUGUUAGUUUGUUUUUUAUCUCCAUACUUUGACACCGGCGAGCCACCAAGCUGCGCUACACACGCGCUGACAUUUUGCCUGAGGUAGAGCAGAAUAAAUGUCCAAAUAUUUAAUCUAUAACGAUUUUACAAGCUGCUCGGUUUAACAUCAUGUCCGCGAACUGGCCAUCCAGCCUGUGGGUUGCUAACUAAUGCGCAGUAUUGAGUCUGUUUAAUGUGCACAAACCAGCAGGAUCAUUAUUUUUGCAGGCAUUUCUCAGUAACAUCCACCACCCGGUUGCAUUUCCGUUACUUGCUACCAACUACAUUUUGGAAGCCGGUUACGUUAAAGCCAAAUUAUGGGAGCAGGAAAUAUGUGGAACUUUUUCUGGUUGUAGGUAGCUACACUGGCCUUGCUGGCAUCUCACCAAAAAUCCACAGGGAUGGACACUAAACUGAGCACCCACGACCAAAACUGAAAAAAAUUGGCAUUUCGAUACCUCGGAAUAAGUAGAGUUGGCUGACAGGCUUGUGCAGCAGUGCAUGGUGACUCAUUUCACUAGUCUGGGUGACAGAUAAGUUGUUUUGCAGGGUUAACUAAACUACAGUUAGUCACUACAUCGGAGACUAGUUAGCUUGCCUGAAGUGCACAGCUAGCUACAGUCUCGCCCCACAUCACAUUACAAACACGGCGUACAGAACGUAUUCAGAGCCCGCUCCCGGCCAGACACACAGGCUCAACAACACCGUCAUGGGAGUGCAGGGUUUUCAAGAGUAUUUAGAGAAGCGGUGUCCCGGGGCCGCAGUCCCGGUGGACCUCCUGAAGCUUGCCCGUACCGCGGCCCGCCAGCCCCCUCACCACCAUCAUCCACACCACCACCCACAUCACCCCGGGCCCAUGCCUCCCCCGCCCCCGCCUGCCAGGAUCCUAAUCGACGCUGACUCCGGCCUGCAGCGCCUCUACGGCGGUUACCAGACGGACUGGGUGUGCGGGGGCGAGUGGAACGCCAUGCUGGGCUACCUGGCCGCCCUGUCACAGGCCUGCCUGUACCAGGGUGGCCUGGAGCUGGUCGUGGUUUUCAACGGCACUUUGGGGAAGGAGCGCUGGCCCGAGUGGGCGCGGCGAGCUCAGGGCCAGCGACAGACGGCGCAGCUGAUAGUCAACCACGUCGGCAGCAAGGCCACCCCGCCUCCCCGGGCAUGGUUCCUGCCCCCGGCGUGCCUCAGCCACUGCGUCCGCCUCGCCAUGUUCCGCUUCCGAGUGCGGGUUGUACAGACUUUGGAGGACCACCACCAGGAAGUGCUGUCUCUGUACAGAGACUACGGAUUUGCCGGUCUGAUCGCUCAGGAUUCUGAGUUCGCCCUCUGCAACGUACCCGCCUACUUCUCCUCGCACGCGCUCAAACUGAGCUGGAACGGCAAGAACCUGACCACACACCAGUACCUGCUGUCUGAGGCCGCCAGGCAGCUCGGGCUUAAGACACAGCACCUGCCCUGCUUCGCUGCUCUGCUGGGAAAUCAUAUUCUGCCUGAUGAGGACCUGGCUGCCUUCCACUGGAGUCUGCUGGGACCAGAACACCCACUAGCUUCUCUCAAGGUGCGAGCUCAUCAGUUGGUGCUGCCGCCCUGUGAGGUGGUGAUCAAGGCCGUCUCAGAGUACGUCUCCUCCAUCAAGGACCUGGGAAACCUCGACGCCAUCGCCAGAGAUGUCUUCAAACAGUCACAGUCACGUAUGGAGGACAAAGUGGAGAGAUUCAAGAAAGCUGUGGAGUAUUUCUCAGCUGCCUCCAAACCACGCUCGCCCAACAUGGGGCCCUCCUCUUUCAUCUUACCUGGGUUUGGACCCACUCCAUUUGGGGGACCACCUGGCCACAUGGGACCGAUGCAGCCUGGAAAGAAUCAGUUCCCUCCUCCCCAGGUUCCAGGGUUAAAGCCACCCUAUCAAAAUGCUCCAUAUGGACCUGGCUCCACCCCUCUGUUCCAGAACCCGCCGCCGCCGUCCCAAGACUGCAAUGAUUCACUGACAGGCAAGAUGGGCUUCUCUGACUGGUCAGCUCCAUAUGAUUCCACUCAGGGGGGAAGUCGAUUACCCAACCAUCACACCGGCAGUCAGUCUGGUCCCUCUCCGUCGCCUUCCUCGUCAUCAGAUGGAGAUGAGCCCAACGACAGCAACGCAAACCAUUUGACGGACAAGCCCUCUCGGUGGGAGGAUCCCGCUGGAAGGGGGGGCUCUGCCUCUGGAGACGGUUCCCAAGGCAACGGGAGCGGGUCAAACAUUCCGUCACUGCUGUCUAUGGCGACGCGGAGUCACAUGGACAUAACCACACCCCCUCUGCCUCAGGUCAGCGCUGAGGUUCUACGUGUAGCCGAACACAGACACAGAAGAGGACUGAUGUAUCCCCAGAUUUACCACAUAUUGACCAAGGGAGAGAUGAAGAUGCCAGUGUGUAUAGAGGAUGAGUGUAACUCUGAGCUGCCUCCUGCCUCUCUGCUGUUCCGCGCUGCCAGACAGUAUGCCUACGGCGUCCUCUUCAGUCUGGCUGAAACGCAGCGCCGCCUGGAGAGGCUCGCCCUCCGAAAGAGGGCUCCCCUGGAAGUUCCUCCAGUGAUUGUCAAAGAGUGGAGCAGCGGUAAGGCCAAGUCAGCCCUGACCCCAGAGCUGGUUCCGGCCCUGUGCUUCCGGGAGUGGACCUGCCCCAACCUGCGGCGCCUGUGGUUGGGUCGUGCCAGCGAGGACCGCUCGAGGAGAACCAGGGCCUUCCUGGCCUGCCUUCGCUCCGACUGCCCAGCCCUCCUCAACCCAGCACAGGUUCCACAGCAUCUGCUGCUCAUGUGCUGCGUGCUCAGGUAUAUGAUGCAGUGGCCUGGGGGCAGGAUUCUCCAGAGACAUGAGCUAGAUGCCUUCCUGGCCCAAGCUGUUUCCAGCCAGCUCUACGAACCUGACCAGCUACAGGAACUCAAGGUGGAGAAGGUGGAUGCCCGUGGCGUGCAGCUGGCUGCUCUCUUUAUGGCCGGCGUUGACACAGCGCUGUUCAUCAAUGAUGUGUGCGGCCAGCCGUUGCCGUGGGAACACUGUUGUCCCUGGGGCUUCUUUGACGGCAAGCUGUUCCAGAGCAAACUGGCCCGGGCCGCCCGCGACCGGGCCGCCCUGCUGGACAUGUGUGAGGGGCAGGAGGAGCUGGUGUCCAAGGUGGAGAAGAUGCGACAGGCGAUCCUCGAGGGCAUCAACCUGUCCCGCCCUCCUCCUCCUCCCCCUCCUCUUCCACCUCCUGCCUUCCUGCCCCCUGCCAUGGUGCCCCCUUUCUACCCCAUGCCUCCUCUCUACCCACCUCGCCCCAUGGGCGGCAUGCCCCCUCAUCAUCACCCGCAUCAUCCACAUCACCCCGCCCAGCACAGACCCAGAGCCUUUCCAGGUAUUCAGUCCAUCCCCCCUCAGGGAGGGAAACUGGAGAUAGCUGGCAUGGUGGUCGGACAGUGGGCUGGGAACAAACCAGUCCGCGGCAGAGGGUUCAACAUGCAGGUGGUGUCAGUGGGAGCAGGGAAAGGGAGGGGUAAAGAGAUUCCAGCAAAAUUAAGGGGAGGGAAAAAGGCAGCUGCCAACAGAACACAGACGUCAUCAUCCCCCCCAGCCAGCAGUCCCCCAAAGCCCUCAGAGGAGGCGGGCUCCACGCCAGAGGUUGCGACUCAGCAGCUGAACGGCAGCUCAGCAGCCUCCGCCAUCGGCCAGUCCUUGGAGCUGGCCCCCCUGGCCCAGCCAAUCCCGUGUGCCUUAGCCAGCAGAGACAACCAAUCAGAGGGGGUGGAAGUGGAGGCCCCCUGUUGCCUUGACGACUGCCCGUCAGACGGAGCGCUACAGAAGGAGGAGUGAUGGCAUCCUUCCCGGGAUGCGCUGCUCUGAGAGAGUUAUCUGUGUUCGACUGCCUUUCCCUGUUUUUGUAGCCCCGCCUGCUAGCUGCGCACAUCAUCACAUGGAGCAGGAGGCGCAGCGAGGCUCCUCCUCGUCCUCCUCCUGCUGCUCCAUGUGAUAGCCUAAAGCAGUUGGCUGUUACUCCCUUUUUAGUUUUCUCAUGUGGUUUUACAUUGUUUUAUGAAGAGAGGUUUUCUCCAUGAGUCUGUAAGCGCCCCACCCCUCAAAAAUCCUAAACGCCUCCCUCCCACACUCAGAGUAAUAUAAGCUUGAAGCCCCACCCCCCAUUACGAUCCACCAUUUUAAACAAGCCCCCGCCCCCCAGCCCCCCACCCUUUUAAAUAUGGGUAUCUGUACAGUUUAAGUUUCUUAAUUUGUGUUUUUUAAAUGGUCCCGUUUGAAUCUCUGCACACAGAUGUUAAGCUUGUGGUUACGGUGACUGAUUGGAUGUGGUUUCCAUGGUUACAGCAUCUAGGCCUGGUCGCCAUGGUCGGUAGUUGUGUGCGUCGACGCGGUUUGUUGCCAUAGCCAUCUCGUGUGAGGUCUGUCUUACAUGAGCUCAGAGACGUUCAGAGUGAUGUUACCAUUCUUCUGUGCAGUGACCCUCACCCACCUCCCAACCCCCACCUCACCCCCUCCCUCACCCCCCAUACUCUGCAGGCUAGCUGCACUGCUAAACACAGUGUUAGCAUGCCUGCUAGCAACAAACCCCUUAGAGACUGAUUGGUUAUCUAUCACUGGAGCACUUCCGCACCACCAUGGUAUUAGUGUGCUAUUUUACUUUGACCUAUGUAGCAUAGCCUAGAGCUUAGCUGUGCUAAGAGACCCCAUGAAUUUAUGCACCUUAAGCCCUAAAGUAUGCAAGAUUUUACCCCGCUCCUCCAAAAAUUAAAAAAAGUGCAUUAUUAUAUUAUCUUCCCACCCCCCUUGUCCCUUUCUCCCAAAGCUUUGAUUGUAUUAUCCCAACAGAAGCACUUGAUGUUGUAUUUACAUAUAAUGAAAUUUAACAAGCCCCUGUGCAGUUGAAUUGACAGUCUGUGAGGGGUGUCCCCUACGCCUGAGUAAAUCAUAAUGACAUGUAGAACUACAUUUAAAGGUAGAGAUCUAUUUGAGAGACGUCAGAAUGUGAACAGAGUGGUUUCAGACAAAGAAGCACUUUGUUUUAAAAAAUGUUUUUAAAAAUAACCACACUGGACAGUCCUCUACCAGGUGAUAAAGAAAUGAAAAACUCUGAGGCACCUUCUGGAGUUUAAGGCCAAAAAGAAUAAUGCUACCCAGCGAAAAGAUGGAGAUGAAUGGUGGAGGGUUGGGUGACUGCUGCCAGGCAGAGUUCCCCCCUCAGACCGGCCUCACACAUUCAAUCGAGAACUUUGCAAUGAAGCUGAAAAGACUCCUGAUCGUCCGCGUCAAGGAUUCCCGGGAGUCAUUUCAGAUUUCUUUAAACACAAAAAAGUUAUUUCCAAAGUAUAUUUUAAAUAAGGCCAGCCGACCGAGGCGGCCGCUGAUAUAAAAGGGGUGUGGCAGCAAAGCCUCAAAGAUCCCUCCACCCUCGGGUGGUGAUUGAGCAACUGUUGUCAUGACGAUAGCCCAGCACCGAGAGCUGUUGCCCCGCAGAGCUCUGGUGUGUCACUUUAGACCAGCAAGGAAGCACCUCCCCGCCCUGAAGCACCUCGGCCACAGCGGAGGCUUCACGGGUCGGAUCACAUGUCACAUGACAGGGGAGAGGGAGGCCUCACGGCGGACCCGAGUGUGCCGCUCACAAUCUGAGACUUUUACAAUACUGAAUUGUUUUAUUAGAGCACCUAUGUUUGUAGAGAAUGAGAUGUGUUCCCCCACAGUAGGUUUCAUCUGACAAUGGAAAUACAAGUAUGUUCUUAUUCUUCUUACCAAUUACUGGUAGCACAACUGCCGAUGUAAAAGCAGUAGACAGACAAAUAUUGCCUGAGAGAUGCUGGCCAUGAACAUUGUAAUCUCUAUAAACGUACCGAGAGGUUGAAAUGAGCUCGUUAGCAAAAGGCAAGUCAACAAGAAGCACCUUAUUUUCUUACUAUGUUGAUGACCUGUGCUCUAUCGUGUGCCACAAAAUUGACAUGGAAAAAAAAGCUCUUAUGAAAAGCUGUUUUUUUUGUUUUUUGUUUUUUUGAAGGAAAGAAAAAAAACCCUGACUAUAUAUGUAAGUGUUAAUGUAGUCGCGUCAGACAUCCCCUCUGUUAUGAACUCAACACAUUUACAGUGAAAAACGCUGACAGUUGACCCAGCCGUGAGUGUAGGCCUACGCUCAUCAUCGCAGGGCCGGACCGCGCCAAGCCGUGCCGCGCCGCACCGCGCCGCCGUCUCUUACACCAACACCAAAUGAAAUCAGAGGUUUUGGACACGUUAGCCGUUAUUGGUAGGGAUUUAAGCAUACGAGAGCUGUAGGUGUUUAUAGGUUAAGAGUAGGUAACAGCGUCGGGCUUAACACAGGACUGUAAUACACAGACACCAAGACUAGGCUAGAGAAUAUAGCUCCACUGGCCGAAAUACUAAGUCUAGAAUUACUAGGAGUCAUAUACUUAACUGCUUUCAACUUUUGACAUUAGUACAAAUAUGUGUAUCGCAACAGUACAUUGUUAGAAGAUGGCUUUUUCUGCGACGAGCCAGAGUGUGAUCCGGUAUACGAUGCCCUCUCUCGAUUCGCUCGCCAGAUAACCAUGACAAAAACACUCACACACACGCACUCUGACUCACACAUACAUUAAACACACACACACACACACACAGAGGACACACACAGGUAUUCAGUUGCAUCUGUUACCAGCAGCAUUCUCUCUGCUUUUGUGCUGAAGUGAUUUUGUGCAGUUUCAGUUCCCAGUGGAGUGGUCGUCAGUUCAUCAGAGAUCAUUUGGUAACACAUUCUACUGACUCUGAAAAAAAAAGUUUAAAAAUAUCCCACAUCCACAAGUUUGCAUGGACGGAUUAAAAAAAAAAAAUACAUGUUAGCGGUGUCGUCAGGUAGGCACAGAGAACAACCAUCUAUACACACAUACACACACACACAACACAGUAACACACACGGACAGACACACACAGAUACAUAGAUGUUAAACCCUGAGUUACACAGUAGCUAGUAUGGAAAAAAAAAGUCAACACAAUACAUGAUGUAGUGUCCCUCUUUUGUCCUUGUCUGUUUUAGUUCGAUAGAUAUUUGAUCAGUGAUUUUUAUGCUUGUUAUCCUAACCCCCGCCCACCUCACCCACCUCACCCAAAAUCCUCCUGCUCCCCCGCCCCGCCCUCACUUCUUUUCUCUGCUCUCAUUUCUUCCUCGUAGAUUACAUGCAUCCACUCACUCACACACACACACACACACACACACACACACACCAUUUAAAGCAGCCACACACAAUUACAGAUGUUUUACACACAGGUUAACCCCCCCCCUCCUCCUCCUCCUCCCCCCCCGGUCACCCGCUGUAUUUCAGUUCUCUUUCACCUCCCUCUCUGCCUCUCCUUUAGCCCGUAGGACCGUUUGCUAUUGGCCGUUUUAUUUUUAUUUUUUGUCUCCUCUCUCUUUUCUCUUUGGGCUGCCCCGCCCCUUAAUCAAACCCAACUAACAGUAAAGGUUAUAUUAACGUUGAUAAUCAGUUUCUGUAUGUAUCUAGCCAGAGUCUGGAAAAAAAAUCAGAAAAAAAAAUCAAAACUGUUUUAUUCAAUUGUGCAAAUGUGUUUUUUCUUACUAUUUUUAAUGUUAUUACAUCUUCUAAUCUAAUCCUUCUACCAUUGCUUCAGUUAGUACUGAAAUACGCUUAGCCAACCUAGAGAUUUGAACUGUAAUGAUUGCGAUUUUCCUUACCUGUAUUUUAUAUGGCAUCUUUAGACCACUUCACCAUUUAUUAUGUACGUUAAGUAAAUAUUGCCCGUUUUUUUUUGUUUUUUUUUUCUGAAUUGAAAAUCGUUGUCUGCACUAUGUUUGAUUCUCAUAAUAUCCCUGAUGACGAUUUCGUGGUCGACUCAUUAUCAAUCGAAGCUGAACUCUGCGCCCUUGCACAAAGCAGCGAAACAUCUCUUGUAAACACCUGAGAACCAAAGUACACCUAGCAUCCCCCUUUCUUCCCCCUAUAAAGUCCGCCACCCCCCACCCUAACAUCGACAGUUUGCCCCCCCCUCCCCGAGUAACAAGUUUUCUGAUGAGUAUGAUUAUAUAUAUAAUGACAUUACAGCACGUGUGAUUUAUCUGACAAGUCUGUGAGGUUAACGGUGUUUUUUUUUUUUUUUUUUUUUUUUUACACUGUGGUUGUUGUGGAGACGCAGACAGACAGGGAAGAAGGAACAAAGUGUCUUUGUGGACGGCGAGCGAGCGGGCAGGUUUUCAGACAGCCAAGUUUGUUUGCAAGGCAUCGUGGUAGAUUCACUGCUCGCUCUCGCUCAGUCGUAAAAGCUCUUCAUUGACUGAAUUCAGGCCGUGUGAACCAGUCGCACACGCUCAUAUUAGAUCUACACUAAUACACAGGAAGGAAACCUGACACCUGACAAAUGUGCUUUCAGUCACGCUGGGGUUUUGGCGCCCUCUUUUUGCAUUUUCUUACCUGUAAUUUGUUGUGCUCUCUCAAACUUGCCUUUUAAACUCCCCUGGACUCAGAUUGACAGAGCACACUGAGCUAAACUGAGUCUCUUCAUACUGUCAGUGGGCAUGGAGGCUGUGAAAAGUGGCUGGAUUUUCCUCAAAACACAAAUCUGAGACCAGCUGGCCUUCCGAUGAGAUAAGAUAAUCCUUUAUUAGUCCCACAAUGGGGAAAUUUACAUCGCUGCAGCAGCAUAAGUGAUUGAAAAAGAUACAAAGACAUAAAUACAAGUAAAGGCAAGAUAAAAACAAGAUAAGGCUAUAAAAAUAUACACAACAGUAUAAACAUGACAAUGUAAUAAAAAAUAUUAACAGAAGAGAAAUAUACACAGGAGUUUAUACAUAGACAGAAAAUGAAUACAGGUAUUGCACAUUUGAAAAUGGAAUUCCACACAGUGAGUGACUGAUAGCAGCUGUUUUGAAUUGAUUAAAGUGCAGAAACCUAGUGAAAAAUGGUCCAUGUGAGUAUGUGGUGAACUAGGAGCAGUGCUGGUUGAAGAGUCUGACAGCAGCAGGAAGGAAGGACCUGCGAUACCUCUCCUUCACACACUUUGGGUGAAGCAGCCUAUCGCUGAAGGAGCUGCUCAGUGCUGUCAGACUGUCCUGCAUGGGGUGGAGCUCAUUGUCCAUCAGGGAUGAUAGCUUUGCUAUCACCCUCCUCUCACCCACCACCUCCACAGGGUCAAGGGGCGCCCCAGGACAGAGCUGGCUUUUUUGAUAGAUUUCAUAUUUAAAUUGAACAUUAAUCGAGUAGUCGAUCGAUGGGAAAUUAAAGGGCAACUAUUUUGAAAUUCACUGAAUCAUUUUUCAACUAAGUUUCCGGCUUUUUUGGUGGUGAAGAUUUGCUGUAAUUCUUCUAGGGCUGCAGUGAUUAGACAGAAAAUCAACUGUUUUCAUAGCCAAGACGCUUUAGUCAAGCAGUUGCAGGUUCCAGCUUCAUUAAUGCUUCGUUUCUUUGCCACAUUUGAUGGUAAACUGAGAAUCUUUUGGUUCGGAGCUGACGCUUGAAUAAAACAAGUCAUUUUAAUUCAUCAGAUUUGGGCUGCAGGAAUUUGUAACAGGCAUUUUCAUCAUUUAAUUUUGCACAAAACAAUUAUUGAGCGCCCUGAUUCCAACCUAAAGUUCUUUGCUCUGUGUGAAAGUAAAAACUCUUUUGGGAUUUUGACUGCUAAAGAUGUCAGCUUAGGUUUUUGUAAAUUGUCAUGCACGUUUUUCACUUCUUUUUUUUUUUUUGACGAACUAUCAAUUAAUAGAGAAAAUAUUGUACAGAUUAAUCAAUAAUGACAGUAAACAGAAGUUGCAGCCCUAAAAGACUUACUGCCAUGGUCUUUGUCAUCCAUAUGAAUUCAUUUCUAUGCUCCGUUUCUUCUCUAAGGCAGCAACAAACGAUCUCAGCCGAAGUGACUCGAGGAAAAUUCACCCUCUCAGUGAAACAGUAAAAGUUGUGUCAGGUGGAUUAAAAAGCACCUUGCCUCUGUGCCUACAAAAAUGGGAGCAUCUCUGAAGAGUUUGACGAUGUUAAGAGAACCAAAAGUCCCAGAAUGGAGAUGUACUAUGUAGUAUUGUAGGAAGUUGAACAGUAUUAAUGUCUGUCAUACAGAAUGUGGAGAGGAAUCAUCUGCUGUUUUGUACCUGUUCUGAUCUAUUUGCAGGAAUUCUCACAGCAUUUUGUCCAGUUUGAAUAAAGGUCCCUAUUCUGUCUGUCUCUCUCUCUACACUGCCACUCCCCCCCCUCAACAGCCCCCCAAGCUCUAGUAUAACCCCCCCAGCCCCUCCUCUUCCUCCUCCUCCUCCUCCUCCUCUAUGGCGGAGUUGAAUAUUGUGGGCCUUUUGUCACGUUGGUCAAUCACGCCCUCAGCAACAUGUGUACCAGUGCAUGUACUUCAGUACCCAGAGCCACCCAAAACUACCUGUGCAGCGAAAAGGGUUAAAAUUUAUCCAUAAUAUUAUUGUUAUAGAAAUAUUAUCAUCAUCAUUAUUGCUGUUAUAAUUAUGGUUGGUAUAAUUUGUCAUCAUUGUUAGCAUUAUGGAAGCACCAGACUGUUUGUGGAAAGACGAGAAAAAGAAAGCUUUUUUUUUUUUUUUUUUUUAAUUUGUCUGGCUGUUGGUGGUCUGAUCUCACAGAGGGAGGGGAGGAAUGGUUCAGAAAGAGACAAAGAUGGCAGUCAUGUUUGUACUGGUUGGGAAAUGACUUACAGUGCUGAAAUAAAAUUUAUUCUUUUAGUAAAAAAAGUA
This is a messenger RNA of Lates calcarifer (barramundi perch), 11047 nucleotides long. It is a transcript of the gene fam120c, whose product is annotated as family with sequence similarity 120C. Gene Ontology annotation, cellular component: nucleus. The coding region runs from base 1060 to 4176 and encodes 1038 amino acids. Lineage: Eukaryota; Metazoa; Chordata; Actinopteri; Centropomidae. The record is from RefSeq and is a predicted model, not a curated record. The transcript is spliced from 17 exons.